Dreissena polymorpha is the source of this 407-nucleotide messenger RNA. Its product is annotated as RAB11-binding protein RELCH homolog. Gene Ontology annotation, cellular component: trans-Golgi network; recycling endosome. The record is from RefSeq and is a predicted model, not a curated record. NCBI's taxonomy places the organism in Eukaryota, Metazoa, Mollusca, Bivalvia, Myida, Dreissenidae. The transcript is spliced from 3 exons. Gene Ontology annotation, biological process: intracellular cholesterol transport. The coding region runs from base 18 to 269 and encodes 83 amino acids.
UCCUUGAAAAGGUUUACAUGCAGCUACAGUCCUUCUUGGAUGAUCCGGCCUAUCGAGAGGAACAUGCUCUUCACCUUGAAGUUGUCGCCACCUUUACACGUGUCGGGCCAAACGCUGAACAGAAAUUCGGGGAUGAAUUUAUGUUGCCGCGUCUGACAGCUUUGGCCCUCGAGAACAACAACCAGACCAGCGAAUUGAAGAAACGGGAGAUGGCACUACAGCUGUUUGAGGCAUACAGUGUUCUCUCCUGUUGUUUCAUCAACUACUAGCUGGUGCAGGAGUCCUUGUUGCCAGGGUUACCAUGUCUGAAGCAGGACAUGGUCAGCAUUGCUCCUGAGCACGAAGAGGUCAUCAACUCCAUGUUGAAAGGUUACGAAUCCAAGAUCGAAACGUCUAGGCCUGCAGAU